Cynoglossus semilaevis (tongue sole) is the source of this 7723-nucleotide messenger RNA. It is a transcript of the gene ptpro, whose product is annotated as protein tyrosine phosphatase receptor type O. Gene Ontology annotation, biological process: regulation of glomerular filtration; peptidyl-tyrosine dephosphorylation involved in inactivation of protein kinase activity; podocyte differentiation. The transcript has 26 exons. Gene Ontology annotation, molecular function: protein tyrosine phosphatase activity; cadherin binding; Wnt-protein binding. NCBI's taxonomy places the organism in Eukaryota, Metazoa, Chordata, Actinopteri, Pleuronectiformes, Cynoglossidae. Gene Ontology annotation, cellular component: plasma membrane; GABA-ergic synapse; glutamatergic synapse. The record is from RefSeq and is a predicted model, not a curated record. Bases 445 to 4263 code for a protein of 1272 amino acids.
UUUAUAGGUAAUUAUUUUGUGAUUGUACUGGUCCGGUUUCUAUGCGUCCCCUUAAAUAAAAGGAGUUUGACAGACCUGGUCUGAACUACGAUGUUGAACACAUGCUGGAAAAUGCUGAUGAUGGAGAUGAAAAUAAGGAGGUAGAGGAGGAGAGCUGAUGAGGAGGGGGAGGGUCUGUGUCUGCUCUCCAUGCAGCCUCCACAGCUUCAGGGCGGGGCGACACCGUUCGGCAGCGGCAGCAGCAGCAGCUCCAUCUCCGAUCCGACACCGACCUCCUGCUCGUCCUCAGGCCAGGACAUGUAGCCCGCAGUCUGGUCUGUUCCCUCAGAAACACCGCGAAGCUGCGGCGGAGCCACUGGACUCUGACGAUCGUGGAGAUGAAGAUGACGAUGAUGACGAAGAGGAGCAGUUAGGAACAAAGCGCAAACUGAGCGAGUGAAUGUGAUGCAGCAGAAAAAGCCUCGCCAUUGUUUGGAUGCGCAGCAGACUGGUGGGAGGAGGUGGAGGAGGAGCAGGAGGAGGCCGACGAUCAGCAUGCUGUCCCCGGCUCCGCGGCUGCUGCUCGGCGCGGCACUGCUCUGCUGGGUUCAGACGUCCCUGUCAAUCCAGGUGUCUCUGAACGAAGACGGUUUGAUCGUGGCAGCUCUGGAGAACAGUGACCUGCGGGACAACGUCACAGCAUACGGGGCUCAGCUCUCCGGAGAACCUCGGUUCCUGGUGUACGAGUUCACCAACGGCAGUGAACCGUUGCUCAUUAACACAUCCUUCCACGGUCUGUGCUACAGUGUGGGACUGGUCCUGAGGCAAGGACUCACGUGGACAAAACCACUGAAAUCUGUACCUGUUCUCACAAAGCCACUUCCCGUCACCAGUGCCCAGAUCCUAGACUAUAAAGAGUCUCCAGAGACGGGAGUCGUGUUUCAAAUUGAAUCUCCGAGAGGAAACGUCUUCAGCAGAGUCAACAUCAGCUUCACUGAAGGACAGGAGAGACGAUACAUGCUGUAUAAAGAUUUCUUCCAGGGAAAGACAGUUUUCAAACACUGGUUGCCGGGUGUCUGUUAUCAGAACGUCACCUUUCAGCUUAUCUCCGAGGCAACGGUGUCACAGACGCCGCUGGUGACGCACAGUGAUGUCACCCACUCACCUGCUCAUCACAGAAUGGUGCCCCUUCCUCCUCUCAACAUUUCCCAUAAGAUCGUACACCUGAAGCAGGGGGUGGGCCCAGGUGAUACAUCGGACGCGGAUGUUCUCCAGACCAACCAGGAGAACGCUCGGUCCUCUCGUCAAGCCCGGGAAAUCUCUCAGAUGCAGGAGCAGGAAGAGGAGACCACAUCAGAGGAGGCGUUGGAGGCCUACACUCAGGUUCCCUUUCACGCAACGGAACCUGCUGCCACUGAGGCAGACGUUCUCCUGAAGGAAAACCAGACCAUGGAGGCAGACUCUCAGAGCGACUGGUCUAAUCCGACCACAUCUCCAAGUAACGCGGAGGACGAGGAGUUUGUCAACACUGUUGUGCCUGAGUACGAAGACUCCAACGAGCCCGGGUCGGCCAUGAACCUCCCAGAAGAGGCUGCUAUCCUGCCCACCAAGUUGCCACCGAUCCUGCUAGAGCUGCGAUGGUUGCCGCCCAGACCCCCCACCAGCUACGAUGGCUUCAACAUCUACAUCUACAGAGACGGAAACUCCACAGAGACGGCAACCGUGGAUGAAAACACUCACGAGUUUUUCACAGAGCUCACUGAUCCAGGAACGUACCACGUCCAUGUGACCACGCUGAGCUCAGCCGGCGAGUGUGAGGCGAGAGAGAGCAGCGCAGACACAGGAUUUACCUUUUACCUCAGUCCUGAUGGUGAGCUGAUGGAGGAGCUGAGAGAACGUCCUCAGGGUGUCAGCGUCCGUCUUAAAGACUCCAGUACCGCUGCCGUGUCCUGGAGCCCGUCUUCUGAGAACCACAACGGGAGCCUGGUCUCCGUCAUUUCUACCACCUGUCUGAGACCCAGCGUGAGACAGAGGAUGGAGAUCACCUACUGCAGUGAGGAAAACACGACGAGUGAGAGUAUUAGUCACCUGACUCCAGGAGCUCAGUACAGGGUCGUGGUCUAUCACACUAACGGUCCUCUGAUCAGUCCGCCGUCUGAGCCCGUCAUCAUUGACAUCGAGCCCACCGGUGUGCGGGACCUCGCCGUUUACCCUCUGAGUCCAACGGCGGUGAUUCUGAGCUGGCAGCGUCCGUAUCACGUGGCCUUCAGGAUGUACGUCCUGCAGACCUUCUUUUUCAACCCCGUCACGUUGACAUCAGAGUGGACGACCUACUACGAGAUCGCAGCUACGGCCUCCAUCAUUGCAUCAGUGAGAAUGACCGACCUGCUUCCAGCCUGGUAUUACAACUUCCGUGUUACCAUGUUGACGUGGGGAGACCCUCCUCUCAGCUGCUGCGACAGCUCCACCGUGAGCUUCGUCACAGCUCCCGAGGCUCCUCACAUCACCUCCGUGGACUACUCUCAGGGCCUCCUCUAUGUUCACUGGACAUACGGUGAGCUCUUCAUCGACCUGUCACACUCCAGGAUAAUGCACUGGCAGGUGGUGGCCGUGGGGAAGAAAGGAGCAGAGAGGAGCUACUCUGUGGACGUGACCAGGAAAGCCAUGCGGGCGGGUCUCCUUCUCCCUCCGGGUGAUAUUUAUAACCUGACUGUGACGGCGUUUACGGAACGCAGCAAGAAUACGUCCACACCAAACAUCAUCAAACUUGAUCCAGCUCCACCCAGAUCUCUGUUUGCUGUCAACACAACCUACUCAUCUGUGACUCUGCUGUGGAGCGAGGAGGGUGUGGUCGACUACUACCAGGUGGUGUGUCGGUCGAGCGCUGCUUCUAAUCAAAAUCCUCUUUUUUUUUCUGUUUCGCUUCUCCAGGCGCGAGAGCCUCAGAUGGUGAGCUCACACAUAGUGACCGUGUCUGGUUUGUUGCCGUCUUCCACCUACAACUGCAGCGUUACCAGCUUCAGCUACAGCACACCCAGCAAGCCUGCUCACAUUUCCAUCACCACUGCAGCUAAAGAGAUGAACCCCAGUGUGGCAGCCAUCUCGGCUCUUGCCGUCCUCAGCGUCCUGCUGGUCAGUUUGCUCGUCCUCUUCCUGCUCAUCUUGCGCAAGAAACACCUACAGAUAUCAAGAGAAUGUGGAGCCGAAACGUUUGUCAACUUCGCGUCAUUCGAGAGAGACGGGAAACUUCCCUACAACUGGCGAAGAAGCCUCUUUGCCUUCCUUACCCUACUGCCAUCCUGCCUUUGGACUGACUAUCUUUUGGCUUUUUAUAUUAAUCCUUGGAGCAAGACAGCUUUAAAGAAACGGAGACUAACAAGUCCGGUUCAGCUGGAUGACUUCGAGGCCUACUUUAAAGAAAUGAGCAAAGACUCGGCCUACAAAUUCUCCCUGCAGUUUGAGGAGUUGAAGAGUGUUGGUUUGGAUCUUACCCAUGAUGCAGCAGAUCUUCCGGUCAACAGACCCAAGAACAGAUACACCAACAUCCUUCCCUACGACUUCAGUCGAGUCAAACUGAUCUCCAUGCACAACGAUGAAGGAGCUGAUUACAUCAACGCCAACUACAUACCAGGUUACAAACACUCAAAAGAAUACAUCGCCACCCAGGGUCCACUGCCUGAGACACGAAACGACUUCUGGAAGAUGGUUCUGCAGCAGAAAUCUCCCAUCGUGGUGAUGUUGACGCAGUGUAACGAGAGGCGGAGGGUGAAGUGCGACCACUACUGGCCGUUUACAGACGAGCCUGUCAUGUAUGGAGAAAUCAGCGUGGAGAUGCUCACAGAGACUGAGUCUCCAGAGUGGACCAUCAGGAAGUUUAGACUGGGAUACGCUGAUGAGAGUUGUGACGUCCUCCAUCUGAACUACACCUCGUGGCCCGAUCACGGCGUUCCCACGGUCAACGCCAUCGAGAGCAUCCUGCAGUUUGUCCAUAUCGUCCGUCAACAGGCAAACAGGACCAAAGAUCCGAUCAUCGUCCACUGCAGCGCUGGAGUCGGCAGGACUGGGACAUUCAUUGCUCUGGACCGUCUCAUGCAGCACAUCAGAGAACACGAGUAUGCAGACAUUUUGGGGAUGGUUUCGGAGAUGAGGUCACACCGUCUUUCCAUGGUCCAGACUGAGGAACAGUACGUGUUCAUCCACCAGUGCGUCCUGCUGAUGUGGCAGAAGAAGAAACAGCAGUCCAUCACCUCUGGCGUCAUCUACGAGAACGCCAGUAAGACAUAAGGACACGCCUCCAGACGUUCUCUGAUACAUCCACCGUCCAGACCCCAGGUGUCUGUUUCCAGCAGAGGAGGAAGGGGCACUGCUUCAUCGUCAGAAUCAACAAACCAAUCUCCCGAAACGUUGACAACACCAGUAAAAUAAAAACCAGUUUUUGUUUGACCCAGACUGAGAACCCAUGAGCGCUGGGUGCUGAUUGAACGCAAUUCUUUUUUUGUAUUUUUUAAUCUCAGGAGUUAUGCGCCGUCCUCUUUCUCUGUUUUGACAUCAUCAGUAUUAGUCACAUGUUGCUGCUUCAUCUCAUGGUCUUUGUUUGGCCGCAGAUAUCGACACUCCACUGCCAAACGUAGAAAAACAAAAAGAUUUUAGAAAUCACGCCUGCUCCAGUGUGAUGAUUCACUGCCAGGAGGCCAGUACGGAACACACAUCAGUCCAGUGAACACCAGACGUUCUUUUAGGUUUGACAUUUUGGAGGUCAGUUCAGCUCCCCCUACAGGUAAAACGUGAGCCUUCAGGUUCCACGAUCAAAUGUCUGCACAAGAACCUAAGGCACAAGAGGAGUUUCGAUCAGAGCAACUGAGGCCCUCAGCUGUUGCGGAGGAUGGAAUUUCGUUUUGUUGCUGCUGAUUCUGCUUCUCUUUGUCAACAAUGAGAACGUUUCAAUUUCCUUCUGUCCAGGACGGAGACCAACUGCAGGCGAACAAGGAGAGUUCUCACCUCUCUACAAUCGGCAGAUCGACAGAUCAUGUCUGACAGUAAAAGACUGAAUUAGUUCAUCUGUCAAAACCAGAAUUUAAAUAAUUAACAACAGAUUACAACUAUUUUAGACUUUGACAGUUGCUCAUAUUUACAGUCACUGAUUUUGUGCUGAUGCCCCAAUUUAUUCUGGCUUCACAAAAUUUGGUACAAUUUCUAUGAAAUGGUCUAAAGCAGAUGUUUCAAACUUCCAGCCCAUGGGCCACUUCUGGCCCACGAAACCCCCAAAACUGGUCUGCACACUGGUCUGCAUCUAGAUGUCAAUAAUGAUUUGAUGUUGCUUUGAUUUUUUUUAAAUGUUAUUUUCAAUUGGUUUUCUUCGUUUAUCCAUUAGUUACUCACUACAAAUUACUCAUUUGCGCUGUUGUAUUAUACAGUAUUUUAUAAAAGUCCUUUUUAUUUUUCAAUGUGUUAUUUGCAUUGUAAUGCAUUCAUUGUAAUCAACCUGUCCAGCCCAUAAUGUUACUUUAUUUAAUGUCCUGCAGCGUUGAAGACAUUAACUUGGUUUUAGAACAUUUUAAGGUUAGGCAUUUAGCAAAAAAAAGUAAACUUAAGAAACAUUGAUUCUACAUUUUAAAAAAUAUGAUUAAUAAUGAUUGAUUUUUGAACAUCAAUAAUAUACCAAUAUAUUUUAUUUUAUUUAAUUUUUAUUGGGGUCAAAUUUGUUACUUUUUAUUUAAAAACAAUUCAGACCAAAUUGGAACAUUUUGAUCAAAACAGUGACUUUUGUUAAAUAAUGAACUGAAACAACAUCAGUAUUAACAUGAGGUUUGACCUGGGUUAAGAUUUGACCUUAGUUUAGAUUUGACCUGGGUUUAGGUUUGAUCAGGGUUUAGGUUUUUGAUUAUUAAAAUCGUGACUCUCUGACAAACAGAAGGCCGUUCAUCUCUUCUGUGAUGAAUCACGUCUGCCUCUCUGAUCAUAUCCAGCUUCAUGAGGAUCAUUUUAAUCCUUUCACUUUUUUUCUACUGAAGAUUUUUGAGAACAGAAAGUCUUUGUCUCUUUCACUGUAGACGGCGUAGCUGAACAGACGAGCGGUCGACCGGAGGCCAAAGGUUGAAAUCUAACUUUUUCGCUUCAUUCUACAUGUUGUCGUCAAAGUAAAAGCACAGGUUGUUCUCAAAAUAAAAGCACAAAGUACACAAACUGCAUUAAGUGAAGGAAGAGGAGCAAAGAAUGAUUUUUUUUUAACCUCAAAUUAAAUUAUUAAAAUUUUGAAUAUGCUACCAUUGUACCACUAAAAGACCAUAAAUUAAUAUAAUCUAAUAAAAAACAAAGAGAUAACACUGAAUGCUACUGAAAUAGUAAAUCAGAAAUCUACUCCAGCAUGACAUUUAUCUGAUCAGUUUUUCUAAGGAAAUUAUUCAAAUAGUAGAAAAAAAGGAUCAAAUGUAGCCACUGUGCCUGUACCAGUAAAAGUGUCCAAAUAUUUGGACUGUCAAAUUCCAAAAUUGAAAAAAAAAAAAAGUUUAGCUCUGUCAUGUCACACUGGGGUUGGUGCAGUUACUGCUUCUGUGUGACCUUAAAAAGUUUAUGAAUUAAAAUGUUGGCUAAUGAAGUAGAAUAAAUAGUAAAAAUUUAUAUUGCAUGCCAACUGUCAAGUGUGGUUGUCAUUCUCGGAUAUUUGUAAAUGGUGGCAUUUCUAGAAGAAUCUUAAUUGUUAAAUUUGAGAAGCAAACACUUGUUUUGAAAGUGUUUUUAAAUGUAUAAAAAGGAAGUUGAAUUGAGGAAUUCUGGUAGACACAGGGUUCUACCUGUACUGCAGUCAUUCUGUUUCUGGCGUUCAGGAUUAGCAGGAACACGCAGCACUUUAUGUCAUUUGGAUUAUCCACGAUGUGGUGCUGUGACAGUGUGACUGGUUGAUUUCUUUAUUCGUUUUUAUGUCAUUAACGUUGUCCAUAAAUUCCGAUCAGAAAUGUCUGAAAAGUAAACCAGUUCAUCGUCUCUGUAAUAUUUCCUUAAGAGAUUUUGAUGUUUAAAGAAUUCAAUGCAAACAUUCGCAAAAAAAAAAACCCAAGGAAAUGUUUUUCCGAUCUGAUUCAUGUUGACCAAAAUACAAAUUCCUAGGAAAAUGUUUACAGACAGGACUUUAGAAUGUGCUGUUGAUUCACUUUGAACCAUCUGUGGCCAAUGACCUUCAGAACUUCACGAUGCUGUUCACAAUGUUAAAAGCUGAUCUCUGUUAUUUUGACGACACCUUGUCUCCAAACUGUAGAAAAUCAUUUGAAAACAAAUGAGCGUCUGAAGCUUCAGUGUUGACUUGUGACAUCCUUCAUCUAUGUGGCCUUGUGGUUCUAACACCAAAACUCUGUUAUCUGUUCCUCGUCCUGGACCCCCCGACGGUUCGGUUCUUUGGUUCCCCGCUGCUCGAUUUAAGAAAGUUACAAACGGCUCUUUGUUAUCAAAUGUACUGUACAUAUGCUACUGACUUACUACUGCUUCUUCUGUUUCUACUGGUCGCUGCAGAACAAUUCCUGUGGUUUGUUUCUUUAAGAAAAGUUGUGUGUUUGGGUCGUCACCGUACCCUGAGCCAGAAGACCUUCCUUCGCUCAUCUCUGCAGCGCUCCACUUUACUGGCCGUCAUCAUUGUAGACAUCAACGGUGGACAUUUGAAAACUCUGCUGCAUCACUUGACUAUAGAGAACUCAUCAAUGCACUUUGGCACAACAGUUAGAAAAAAAAAUCUACAGGAAAAGAAAAAAAAAAA